Molecule: messenger RNA, 2865 nt
Organism: Trichomonas vaginalis G3
Lineage: Eukaryota; Parabasalia; Trichomonadida; Trichomonadidae
Product: presequence protease family
Exons: 1
Coding region: 1-2865 (954 amino acids)
Biological process (GO): protein processing
Molecular function (GO): metal ion binding
Source: RefSeq, a predicted model, not a curated record
AUGAGUUUUGAGAAGAUUGGAGAGUCGGAGAUAGAAGGAAUCCGCGCACAUUGUGAUCUCUAUCGUCACAAGAAGCAUGGAUGCCAGUUUCUCAACGUUAAAAACGAUGAUCCAAACAAUACUUUCGUAAUUGCUUUCAGAACAUUCCCAGAAAACGACAAAGGCAUUGCCCACGUUACAGAACACAUGACAUUAGAUGGCAGUAAGAAGUAUCCAGUCACUGGUUUAUUCUUUGAAUUGGCUAAAAGGAGUGUAGCAACAUUUUUGAAUGCAUUCACAUAUCCAGACCUUACAGGUUACCCAUUAGCAUCAAUGAAUGAGGUCGAUUUUCACAAUUUGAUGGAUGUUUAUUUAGAUACAGUUUUCAAUCCACUUUAUGACGAAGAUACAUUCAAGACAGAAUGUCAUCACCUCGAAUUUACAGAAAUAGACAAUCCAGAAUCACCUUUGCAGCACUGUGGCGUUGUUUAUAACGAAAUGAAAGGUGUUUAUUCAUCAGCUGACCAAUAUUUCGAUGAUUUCUGCAAUUUCAACACAUUUCCUAAAACAAUCUACGCCAAUAACUACGGUGGCUUCCCAAAGGACAUCGAAACCCUUACAAGAGAAGAAUUAGUUGAAUUCCACAACAAAUACUACCAUCCAUCGAACUGUUUCAUCAUCCAUUACGGUACAUUCGAUGAAAACAAGAUCAUGGACCAUAUCGACCAGUUCCUUUUGAAGAUUGAUGUUUCAAAUGUUGAUCCAACCAAAGGAUUAUCAUUUUUCCCACCACAACAAGAUGAACCACGCAAAGUCGUCAUCGAUGGCCCAUUAGAUACCUCUGCUGACCCAGAAAAACAAACGAGAUCUUCAAUAACAUGGAUUGUCGGCAAAAGAACUGACAUUGACUUAUGCAUGGACGUCAAACUCCUCCAGAAGAUUCUUUUGGGUUCAGAAGCUUCCCCUCUCUACGAUUCUUUGAUCAAAUCCGAAAUUGGAUCUAAUUUCGUUCACCACUACUUCACGAAAGAGUUCAAACCAUUGACAUUCUCAAUAGGCCUCAAAGGAAUGAAACCAGAAAACAUCGAAAAAUUUGAAAAAACUGUUUUUGACACUUUACAAAAUAUUGUCAAAAAUGGAAUUUCUGACGAUGUAAUCCAAGCUGGUUUACAUGACAUAAAAAUCAAAUCCAAGAAGAUUGGCUCUAACCACGGCUUGAACAUCUUCGAGGACGUAAUUCAUCAGUGGAUGGACGGUUGUGAUGUUUUGUCACUUUUGAACGAUCAUUUGGACGGUUUGACAAAACGUGUUUCACAGAAAGGAUACUUAGAAAACUUGAUUACUAAGUUAUUGAUUGAGAACAAGAACAGAACACUAUUUGUCGUCAAUCCAAGCGAAGAAUUCAACAACAAAAACACGAAAGAAGAAAAACAAAUUUUGGAGAAAGUCAAAAGUGAAAUGACCGAAGACGAUAAAAAGAAUAUCAUUGAAUUAGCGAAACGUCUCAAAGCGAAUAUCGAAAACGAAAGAGAAAACACAGAAACACUCCCUCAAUUCAAAAAAGAAUUUUUGUCUCUUGAACCAAUAAAAAGUGAUGUAAAAAGUGACAAAAAUAUUGAUUUAGUCACAUCUGGCUGCAACGGCAUUGUUACUAUCAGAGUCAAUGGUACUAUUCCUCUCGAGAAAGACAUAGAUCCAACCGUUUUGUCAAUUGCUGUUGAUUGUGUUGAUUCUCUUGGCACUUCUUCAGUUAACGAUACAGAAUUUUCACUUAUGAAGCAGAGAUAUGCAACAGAUUGCUUCUCAUAUUUAGCUGUGAAGCAGGAUAUCAAUGACAAAGACAAGGUGAAUUUAGUUAUAAGAUUAGGAGCGAAAUGUCUUCAAGAAAAUCUUGGAAAAACUAUUGAGAUUUUGAGAAUGAUGGUUGAAAGCAAUUUCUUCAAUGAAAAGAAGUUGAAAGAACUACUUGAGAAAUGGAAUUCUGAUGUCGUUGAUGAUAUCAUUGAUUCUGGCUCUUAUUUCGCCAGUUUGCACUCUUCUAGAUUCUUCAAUAGAAAGACUGCUUUGACUGAAUUAACAACAGGUAUCACAAAAUCUCAAAAAGUGAGAGAAUUGGCCGCAAAAGCAAAUAUUUCUGAAGUCUCUCAAAUCUUUUCUGAAGUUUACAAGAAAGCAUUGAAAUCUGCACUUUUCAGAGCUGAUAUUCACGCAACAGAAAGUGAUUUGAAGAUUUCCCAAAAACAAGUGUUAGAUUUUGUAAAUGAAUUGAAUAAUGGCAAAAGUGAAGUGUCAGAAAGUGACUUCACUUCUGUAGAUAAAUACAUUUCUGAGCAGAAAGAGCAUCAGAAGAUGUUUAUUGCCUUUGAUUCACAGACUAAUUUCAUUGGAAUUUCGACACCAAUUGAGUUUUACACGAAGAAUGCAAUUUUGACAGAAGUUUCUUCUGAAUUUCUUUCUCAAGAAAUCAUUGGACCACUUCUCAGAGAGAACAUGGGAUGCUACGGAGCUCACGUUACUUCUAGAAUGAACUCCAGCUAUGUUUCUAUCUCUUCUUACAGAGAUGGAGCUCCGAAAGAGUCAACAAAGGCUGCAAUCAACGCAAUGAACAAAUCAUUGGCGAAAGUCGAUGAAGAAAGUGUUGACAGAGCAAUUCUCUCUGUUUCUAAGACAUUGGACAGACCUUUCUCUCCUCAUAACAGAGCUCAAGUUGACUUAGAUAUUGGUAUUUCUUACGAAAAGAAGAAGGAAAUCAGAGAAACAGCUUUCAAAGCAACUGUUGAAGAAGUCAAGGAAUCAAUCAACCAGCUCAUCAAUUCUCAGUGGACUUACACUGUAUUGGGUAACAAAGAUAACUUACCUGAUGGUUUCGAACUUAUCAACUUUUAA